UUAACUUUAACUCUCGAGUGCUGCGUGACUCACGUUUAAAGUCCUGCAGCAUCACCAGAACUUAGGAGGACACACACACACACACACACACACACACACCUUCAGAUGCUGAAGACUCAUGGCACACAGGUGAGCCCCUCAGAACAGCGUCGUCUCCAACUGACAUCAUCGUCUCAUCACAGCUCAGCUUCAUCGCCGGUGUUGGUUCAGUCCUCAGUGCUGAAGAUCCUUAACGUCGUCCAGAAGGAAGAAAAAACACAGACUUUUAACUUCCUCCAGGACGAGCCACACUCCAGCCAAAAGACGAUGAUGUCGAGUCCCAGCAGGACUCACGUCUACAUCGACGUCCCGGCAUUCUCAUACACCCACCUCGUGCCCUACUCUGCCGAGGAACAUUCCAAGACGUUCCAGGUUUUUCCCAGCAUGCCAGAGUACCUGUCCUGCUUCGACACGUCACUGUCCGAGGACACGCCCAGGAUGGCAAGGAAGACCGGCGUGUACGCAUCCGUGGACAGGCAAGAGGAGCUGCUGGAGUGUAAGGGGGCGGGGCAAGACAGUGUGAUUGACAGCACAGCAGGACAGAGUGGACAGACGGACGUGGAGGACAGGUGUCUGGAGCAGGUACAGAGUUUAGUGCUGGAUGAGGUGCAGAAGGACAUCGAGAUGGCGUGCAAACUUCUCAACAUCACUCCAGACCCUGUGGAGUGGACCUCAGGACACGUGCAGAAGUGGCUGCUGUGGACGGAGCACCUGUACCGCCUCCCACAGGUGGGGAAAGCCUUCCUGCACCUGAGCGGCAGUGACCUGUGCGUGAUGAGCGAGGAUGACUUCAGGCAGCGCUGUUCGCCGUGUGGAGAUUUGCUGUUCGCCCACCUCGACAUCUGGAAGACCGCUGCCUGGAUGAAGGACAGAUGUUCUCCUCAAACCAGUGGCUUUAUUGGAGCAGAUGAUCUGUGUGCCGAAGCCGACUCGUCCUGCAGUGGGCAGCCCAUCCACCUGUGGCAGUUUCUCCGAGAGUUGCUCCUCAAACCUCACAACUACGGACGCUGCAUCCGCUGGAUUAACAAAGAAAAAGGAAUCUUUAAAAUUGAGGACUCUGCCCACGUGGCUAAACUGUGGGGCAUCAGGAAAAAACGUCCUGCGAUGAACUAUGAUAAACUGAGCCGCUCCAUUCGCCAGUACUACAAGAAGGGCAUCAUUAAGAAGCCGGACGUGUCUCAGAGGCUGGUGUAUCAGUUUGUCCAUCCGGUGUGAUGACCUCAGCAGUGUGACGUUUCCCCAGGACACAGAGCGCUGGAGCUCAGGUGCAGCUCAACAUCUCAGUGACUCUUUAAGAGGAAAUAAAACUGAAGGCGAGACGAGACAUCUGAGACAUUUCUGUAAUUAUGACUGAAUCCGUUUAACUUCCUGCAGAUCCUGCCUCACUUUAAACAGACUUCAGCUCAUGGAUUGUUCUUCCAGAGACCGUCAUCGCCAUUUUACUGUGUGUGUGUGUGUGUGUGUGUGUGUGUUAUAGUAAAAUCUUGUGUGAUGAAGUGGAGUUACUGUGACCAGGCUGAAGGGUGAUUAUUUUCCUCUAUCAGCACAACCCCU
Molecule: messenger RNA, 1593 nt
Organism: Hemibagrus wyckioides
Lineage: Eukaryota; Metazoa; Chordata; Actinopteri; Siluriformes; Bagridae
Product: SAM pointed domain-containing Ets transcription factor-like
Exons: 7
Coding region: 106-1254 (382 amino acids)
Biological process (GO): cell differentiation; regulation of transcription by RNA polymerase II
Cellular component (GO): nucleus
Molecular function (GO): DNA-binding transcription factor activity, RNA polymerase II-specific; sequence-specific DNA binding
Source: RefSeq, a predicted model, not a curated record